Molecule: messenger RNA, 887 nt
Organism: Ipomoea nil (Japanese morning glory)
Lineage: Eukaryota; Viridiplantae; Streptophyta; Magnoliopsida; Solanales; Convolvulaceae
Exons: 2
Coding region: 237-659 (140 amino acids)
Source: RefSeq, a predicted model, not a curated record
UCGCUGGCAGUAGCCAGUAGGCACCAAAGAGGUUAUUUUAUCAACUCACGCUUCCUGUAGGCUGUAGAUAAACCUCUGCAAGUCUCAGGGUUUAAGACCCGUAUUUCACUCGGGUCUGCUCAAAAGCUGAAGCCAUUUCAUCAAGAAUUGAAAGGGAAAUAUUUGUCUGCUGAAGAAAUUGUGUGGGUGAAUCUCUGUUUUUUCUCGUGCUAGCUAGGCAGAUCAAACUGCAAGAGAUGGCAAGUUUUGUGAUAAAUCCAACUUUGAGUAGCUUCAAUACCCUUAACUGCCGCAACCCAAAUCAUAAAUCCUCUAGAAGAUCCCUAGGUGUUCGGGCAAUGAGGAUAGAGAAACCAAUGGAAGAGUUGUACAAUAUCAGUGUCGAGAGGAAUGUGUCAAAAGAAAGAUUGCAGGAGCUUGGUGUUUCACGAUGGUCAAUGUGGAAGACGGGCGAAUGCAAGCUUCCUUGGGACUGGCAUGUGGAUCAGUUGGUCUAUAUCGAAGAAGGAGAGGUAAAAGUGGUGCCAGAUGGGAGUGAACGCCAUAUGCGUUUUGUUGCUGGUGACUUGGUUCGCUAUCCCAAAUGGUUCGAGGCUGAUCUCUACUUCGACGGCUUCUACCAAGAACGCUAUAGCUUUCGAGCAUAUGGCGAUGACUAGUGAACGCCAUAUGCGUUUUGUCUUAUUUAUUCUCAUGUAAGACUUUAUAUUACUGUUAAUGUUACUCUUAGGUGCUAGAUAUUGUCUCUCCAAAUAUGAUUUGGAACUUGGGAAUCUUGUGCAUUCAGUUGUGAACUUUUACUUACCAUCUUGUGCAGCAGAGCUUUUGUUAAGAAUGGGCUUGGAUGUAAAAAACUGGCAUAAUUAGAAUAGUUCUGUGGAUCGAAA